AUGCCUUCUCCCCUUCCUCUUCUGCAUCAAUUGUUCUCAACUUCUAAUGAAAGAUUAAAAAAAACUGCUGCAAGUGGUGAAAGAGCAAAAGAAGGAAUUUCUAUAAAUGCGGGUUUAUCAGCCUUAGGGAAUGUGAUAUCAGCACUAGGUGACCCAAAUAAAGCAAAACACACAACCCACAUACCAUACCGCGACUCGAAACUUACCAGAUUAUUACAAGAUUCUUUAGGCGGUAAUGCACAAACUUUGAUGAUAGCGUGCAUUUCACCCGCUGCUUUCAAUCUUAACGAAACUGUCAAUACCUUAAAGUAUGCUAAUCGUGCAAGGAACAUUAAGAAUCUUGCCACGGUAAAUCAAGAAGAAACCGGUUGGAAUGAUGUAUCACAUUUGCAAAAUUUAGUAGUUAAACUCAGAGCCGAAAAUGCUUCAUUGAAAUCAAAUUUAUCAAAUGUUCAACACGGUGGUUAUUAUUCUGGUACUAAUACUCCCGGGAACGUUAGUCCUGCCCCUGCUGGUAGAAUCACACCUAAUGCUGCCAUGUCAGGUAGAGACACUCCGAGUAGGCUCAAACAAUCAUCAACUGGUAUACCACUACCUGGUAGAGCUACUCCUACAUUAGGCACCGGCAGAGAAACACCAACAAGAUUAUUACAAAGACCUUCAUCACCAUUAUCAACUUUUCAUUCAAACGGUGCUGGUGCAAAUACUAUUAAUAAACAAAAAUAUAACCGCACUGAUAAAGAAUUUGAAAUUUUAGAAGAACAAUUUUUUGCAUCUUUGGAUGAUGGUAACGAUAAUGGUGAUAAGAACGAUGAACUUGAAUCAAAACUUUUGAAAUUGCAAAAAUCAUAUGAUGAAGUCUUGAACACUAAAAAUAGUGAUGUUGAUGAAAAAAAAACGAGAAAUUUUAAAGAUCUCGAAUUAAACUUGACCGAAUUACAAAAAAAUUAUGAAUCGAUUUUAAUGGAAUUGGAAACAACAAAAUCUAAUCUUAAUAAAUCUCAACUUGAAAACCAAGCACUUCAACGUCAAUUCAAUGACAACAUUUCAACAGCAUCUACACCAUUAACCCCAAUGACUCCUAGCACCCCAAUGACUCCUUUAAAUGAUGAAUCUAAUUUAAAAAAAAAUUCCAAUAUUAGCGACAUAAAUAACAACAAUUCCAAUUCUAUUCCUUUAUCAAAAACUGUUUUCCAUCGUAAAGCCAAAUCUUUAUCAUCGGAUAUUAAUAGAAUAGAUAAACAAGAACUUGAAUAUAUAUCAAUAAUUAAUCUUAAAGGUGAAAUAAAGAAUGGCAAUGAUGAUGAUGGUAGCACGCCAGAAAAUUCUUUAACAUGUAAUCAUAAUAAAUUGAUUAACGGUCUAAAUGAAAAGAUAUCAUUGUUGGAAGAAGUUAAUGGAGAAAAAUCAAGCAUGAUAGAAACAUUAAAAGAUUCACUUGAUGACAAUCAAACGAUGCUAGAAGAGGCACGAGAAAAAUUAGAUGAAUUGCGACAAGAGAAAACAAG
Messenger RNA from Entrophospora sp. SA101, 1508 nucleotides. The record is from the annotation of a GenBank genome assembly. Lineage: Eukaryota; Fungi; Glomeromycota; Glomeromycetes; Entrophosporales; Entrophosporaceae.